Triplophysa dalaica is the source of this 2111-nucleotide messenger RNA. RefSeq lists its product as uncharacterized. The record is from RefSeq and is a predicted model, not a curated record. NCBI's taxonomy places the organism in Eukaryota, Metazoa, Chordata, Actinopteri, Cypriniformes, Nemacheilidae. The transcript is spliced from 5 exons. The coding region runs from base 469 to 1743 and encodes 424 amino acids.
AUCCGAUAAACGUUCACGACAUUAUGUCUGCAGCCUCGCGCCUAUAAUAAUGCUAAUAUAUCGCGUUAUGUUUACCAUAUAGGUGUAUAGUACAGCACAGCGGGUUUGAUUCGUGUGUAUCGCGGUAUAUUCGUCGGUUUGUGGGUGGUGAUGCAAAGGUUGAGGGUCCGGCUGGAAAUGGCGGACAGAGAGAGACUGUCGCUGCAGAAGCGGAAAAAAUGAACAAAUCAGACAAAGCGCCGAAUUUUCCUCCAGGCCGUUUGCGAUCAGGAGACGAGACAGAUCGGACAUCUGAUCACCGGGAGGCGCACUGAUCGCGUGCUGUACGAUGGUCCUGACAGCAAACCUGGACACCUGUGUCCUUCAGCAGGUGAGGUUUUCUGUUGAGAGACUCUGAAGGGUCAAACUAUAGCAGCAGUUCUGGAGGAGGAGCGGGUGUUCCGGUGGCGUCACGCCCUGCUGCAGGGUAUGGAGUACCACACUUCAGGGACGUUACCUCUCCUGGGCAGCCCGCGCUACUGCGCCGGAGCAAACAGCGCCAGCGGAUACCUGUGUCAGUCCGGCCACUGCUGUCAGGAGACCGGCUGCUGUACAUACUACUAUGAGCUCUGGUGGUUCUGGUUGCUAUGGAGCGUCCUCAUCUUGUUCAGCUGUUGUUGUGCGUAUCGUCACCGUCAGGCAAAACAGCGAGUGCAACAGCAGCAGAGACAGCGAGAGAUCAACCUCAUGGCGUAUCACGGAGCGUGUAGUUACCCCUCCUCCAUGUUUGACCUCAGUUUCCUUGCUUCACUUAAACUUCCGUCCUACGAGGAAGUGGCAGCCCAGCCCAGCACCCCGCCCCCUCCCUACAGUUCUGUAGCUUACCCUCGAGGCUCCGGCCACCCCGGCCCGAGUCACAUGCUGUCGUCCCAGAGUUCUGACAACUACACCAGCUGCUCCUGUGACUCCUGCUGUCCAUCAUCUCCUUGUAGCUCCUCCCCAUCUUCCGCUCAGCUCACGGAUGAGACGGACACGAGCCACGCCUCCACGCCCUCCGUCGGCGAGCCUCGUCACGGCUGCAUAGCGGCAGUCGUAACGCACACCGAGACGGCUCUUGCGGUUCCGGUCGACGAUUGCAGCCGAUCCACAGCUGUUAUAGAGGCGGAGCUGACAGUCUCCACCCCCCUGGACUGCAACGGAAACCAAACGAUGAUCACAGUCAGCAACGAACCCAAUGAGACGUGUGAUGCGGCCCACGGCAGUCUUGGUGACGUGUCGUCUCAUAAUAUAACCAGACCGACCGCCCCGGUGACUCCGCCCUCUCCUCCGACCUCCACGUCUCUGCAUCUCUUCUCCGUCUCGACCCUCCCCGACCCGCUGGGAGUUCAGCUACAUCCUGCAACACGGAGGGAGGAGCCUGCACAGGACGCCCCGCCCCCACAUUCUCCGCCCAGAUCUGUCGUCUUCUCUCCCGGCGUUGAACCCGAGCGCCGCGACUCCUCCGUGAGCGACCUGGAUGUGGACCAGACGCACUUUCAGCAGCGACGGUUGACCGGUGACUCCGGGAUCGAGGUGUGCCGCUGCCGCGUCGAGGAGGACGAUGAGGAGGAAGGUGAGGUGAGGGUGGAGAUCAGCACCAGUGACGCCCUCCACGAUAGCCCGGACUGUUCCGAGAGAGCCAGUCGGGAAGCGGUUGGGAAAAUGGCGUGGCCCGUCUCCGAGACACCCCUGGAGGCGGUCGUCAUCGCCAUGGAAACCGACUAAUAGAGAAGGGUAGCGUGCAGAUCUCUUGAAUGAGUUGUGGCACCGACAUCAGUGACGGAGUCCAGCUGUGGCCGAACAGACACAACAUUAGUCUUUAGAGUUCUUUAUGUCCGUCUGUCUGUCCGUUCUCUCGUCUUUCUCUGUCACAGACUGUUGACUAAAGGUGCUUACACACUAGAGAGAGCUGGAAUGAAAUGCCUCAGAUCAACUUUGAGGUCGAGUCGUGUUGUAAAGAAGCUCAUUGGAUCGUCUGAAAGUGUCACAGCAUUGAAAGCAGCGUGAAGUCAGACGCAGAUCUUUAAAUGUGUCACUGUGAUGUUUUGACGGACCCUCACAAGGCUGUCAGACUGCUUCAGAUGCUGUGGAAU